Acanthopagrus latus (yellowfin seabream) is the source of this 4013-nucleotide messenger RNA. Its product is annotated as organic solute transporter subunit alpha. Lineage: Eukaryota; Metazoa; Chordata; Actinopteri; Spariformes; Sparidae. The record is from RefSeq and is a predicted model, not a curated record. Gene Ontology annotation, molecular function: transporter activity. Gene Ontology annotation, biological process: transport. The coding region runs from base 1217 to 2470 and encodes 417 amino acids. The transcript has 7 exons.
CUUCAGUGUUGCCUGCAGACACUCAUCAUUGUAUUGCUCUCCAGCCCUUCGCUGAACAAACUGCCUUCUGCUACAGCUAUAUUUUUUAAAUUUUGACGUCUCGUUUCAAUGUCAGAGGUAUAGCUUUUUGGCUGCAAGUCUCGCAUGAAGACCACUUUGAGCCAGACUUCUCCAGACAGUUGAUGGGUGUACCUGGGUCCCACUGGUUUUGCUGCAUUGAUGGCCUCCAUACUUCUUAAAUGGAAGAAUAAACUUAGUCUUAGUCUCAUAAAACCAAGAUUGAACUGUUUGGCCUCAAUUCUAAGCCAUGUCUGGAGGAAACCAGGCACUGCUCAUCACCUUCCCAUUACCGUCCCAGUGGUGAAGCAUGGUGGUGCAGAAAGACAGCUUUGAGGCUGUGUUUCAGCGGCAGGGACUGGGCGACUGGUCAGGGUUGAGGGAAAGCUGAACAGAGCAAAGUACAGAGAUAUCCCACACAUCUAGCCUGAGUCUUCAAGUUCCCAGAAGUUAGCACUUAGUAUCACAAAGCCCUCAACAAAUUAGGAUCUGUUCAGGUACAGACUGAAAAUCUGGAUAGGUGUAUGACAUCAUGAUGUGAAGAGGAGGGAAGAACUUCAAGUUGUUCAUGGGUGAGGGUGGAUGUGUGGAUGCUGUUUGGUGCUAAGCAGGUAGUGUACAGUGGCUUUAUCAGACCUUUUUUCACUGGAAAUGACUGCUCUAAAUGUGGUGUGAUACUAAAAUCACUGGCUUGAACACUUUGAAGAGCUGAGGGAACAUCUAAGGACAUUUCAUAUUUCAAACAUGUAGUCAUCUGACUCCCUGUUCAUGUAAGAAUAUUGACUAGUGGAACUUUAACAUGUGAGAUGUCUACUUUUGAAUGAAUUGUCCUUUUAGUAGGUGAACUUCUUGCCUAGUGCAGGAUGGACUUGGAUCCCAACCUGUCUUCCUACCUGUACUUAGUCAAUCAUUAAUUUCUCUUGUCAGACAGGGAUUAUUUAAGUCAACACGGAAACGACAGGACAGGAGCCUGUGGAAACAGUUUCAAACAUCACGGCUUCUCAUCCCAGAUCCAGGGAGGUUACAAGGUUACUUUGGUGCCGUGCCAUUAGUUGGAAGAAGUAGAUUUUUGUAGUUGACUGUGUAAAAACUACUCCUAUGUCUAUGUGUGUUUGUUGUGUCACAAGUGGACAGAGUGGAAAGUAAAGUUAUAUACAGAAUGGGCAGAGGGGCCAACUGCAGCUGGAUUGGGCCUGAGAUCCCCUUGUCAUCACAAAUCUUCAGUGCCAUUAAAGAUGAGCUGUGGCUCUUUCUCAUCCCUGCUGGUCUGGCUGUCAUUCUACUGGGACUGUUUCUGGAGGAGAUGGGCUUCUUCCUGCGCCACAUCCCCUCAUCCAGACGAAAAAAGCUGUACCUUUGGAUACUAGGAAUGUACCCGGUGUUUGCCCUGAUGUCCCUUUUAGCGCUGUAUGUGCCACGCUCUUCCUCGCUGUGUAACUUCAUUGCUUCUCUGUAUCACUCCAUCACCUUGCUGAAAUUCAUGGGGCUGAUCACAGAUUUCUUUGGAGGGAAAGCCCGUAUGCUGGCUGCUUUAUCUGGACAGCAGGUGUCUCCAGAUCCUUUCCCUUUUUGCUGCUGCUGCUGUCUCCCAAUGGUAGCCAUCAACAGAAACAGCCGUGUCUGCAUGAUGGCCGCUGUGCUGCAGCUCUCUGUUGUCCGCAGCAUCUUGUUCUUUGUCACUCUUGUCUUGUGGACAGAUGAACAGUAUGACUACGGUGAUGUGGACUCAGUCAACCCCAACCUGUAUGUGAAUGGUAUCAUUUGUGUUUCAACCUUCGUGUCCUUCUAUGGUCACCUUCUGUUUUACAAAGCCACCAAGAGUGCACUACAUGGCUAUGGACUGAGGGCCAAGUUCAUCUGCAUCAUUGUAGUGUUGGUGCUGUGUGGCCUGCAGAGUGGCAUCUUAGAGACUAUGGGUGCUCUGGAGGUGAUCCCCUGCACACCACCCUUCUCUGUUCUGACCAGGUCCCAGUUGAUCUACCACUACUGUGUGAUUGUGGAGAUGUUCUGCAUUGGCCUGUAUGCCCGUCACACUUUCCGGAAGGUGGAGCCAAGCACAGCGGAGGAUGUAGAGGUUCCUGUCGGUGACUGGCAGGUGGAGAAAGCUGUUCAAACUGAAGACGCUCAGAUGACGCAACACAAGCCCAGCCUGCUAUCACAGGAGGCUUUGUCUAACCACCAGCUUGUCAGUGCCUCCAACCCCAGCCACUGCAGUAACAGUGAGGACAGCCUGUGCAGGAUAGAGCAUGCACCUCUGGAUGGUUUCCCCUUCCCUCAGGUCAGAGGUCAGCAGUCAGGCAGGCCAAAACUAAUGGAGCGUAGUUCUGCAGAGGAACGGUGUGUAGAUCUGACCCACGUUACUGUCAAGGCUGAUAUUAACUACCAGGACUCUGAGGAUGUCACUGUGGUUUGACCAUCUAUGGAAGACCUUUAACAAAAGACUAAAUACAGUGUAAGUUUAAGUUUAACAGCUGACUUGGUUCAGUGUUGGGCCCUAAGGACAUGUCUGGAGAACUGCACACUCUAUGCCCUGUUAAAGUGGCACAGUAUUGAAUCUCCCUGCUACAAGCUGCCACAGAACGAGGAAAUAUUCAUCAUUGUGAAAGUCAUGGGAAAUGUUGGUGCUUAAUAGGUGUUGAGACUGUACCAUACACAAUGACAGAUUGUGGAAAAACAUGAUGAACAUAUGAGAACAUAGAACGGAUAAGGAUUUUAAAGGCCCCUGAAAUCCUGUGCCACUAUUUACAGGCUCAUUGUAUACCUGCAGCACUGCAUCUCCUUGAUCCACUGAGGCUUUGCUUGUACCCUUAGUUAUACAUGGCUUUAGACAAAAGUGUCACCAAAAUAAUGAAAUAAUUCUUUUUUCCAAGCAUGAACAGUUUUUAUAUUACAUUUAAAUAAUCAGUAUGUGAUUUCUGCCACUAGAGGCCUCUCAUUCAAAACAAAUCAAAAGACAUGUGGCAUGGGAUCAUGGGAGUUUCUAGUUUUCUUCAUCGUGAAAACAACCAUCAUUACUGAUCGCAUAAAAGUUCACAAAUGAGGUCAUUUGUAAAAUUGUAUUCACCCUAUGUUAAGACUGGCUCUUGGAGUUCCUUCCUCACUUUCUGACUCUUUACUGGAGGUUAGAGAGACUUAUAGUGAUAACAUGUUUUUAUAGUGAGCAUUACCAUAGUCAUCAACAGUAAAGUUUACAAAUUUAUUUUUAAAAUUUAAAUUAAAAUCAGAACAGUUUGCAGCAGGAAUCCGCCUGUAAACACGGACUAGAGUCUAGAUGAAUCCCAAUGCAUGGCUUGAUGAUGUUUAAUGUCCCUGACAACCUAUGUAGUCUCAUUCAGCCACUUGUUAGCCAGUGUUGGGCAAGUUAUUUUAUAAAAUGCAAUUUUACCAGUUGCCUUAAUUAAUAAUAUAUUAAUAGUUAAUAAUAUAUUACAUUACAAUAUAACUGUCUGCGCAGUAUAAUAUAUUACUUAUUACACUCAAAAUCUGAUAUAUUAUGAGAUAGGAAUAAAUAUUUUUAAGUGUAGUCUCUGUCAUAUUAAAUACAACAGACCUAUACCAUCUAUAAUGUAGCCUAUGAUGACUUGAUGAGACAGAAAUCUCUUUUUCUUUGCCGUUUUCUUUUAGUCCAGAGGAAUACAUGGACAUAUAUCAUUAAAGAAUGUAAAUUAAAGAGGAUUAGGCUUCAUCAUUAGGCUGAUUUCAGUCACAAAGAGACUGAACAAAUGCUUAUAGUCUUGGCUAUAUUAAACACACAGAGCCUAUAUAAAUAUGGUCAUGUUGUUGUGGAUGAGUUCUCAAAAAAACAACAAUGCUUCACUGCAGUUGCUAAGGUGAAUUGUAACGUAUAACAUGACAUAACUGUAGUAAUAUAUUACUUAAAUAUUAUUGGUAACCUGUUAUAUUACUCUGUUACCGUUAAAAGAAAUAUUUUAACCUCAAACUCUGUAACAGAAACU